CAAUGGCGACGCCCACCGCCACUCCCCAUUCUUAUUCAUUUUCCCCUCUUUCACUAUCCAAUUUCAACCAUCCUACAUUCCCUCCCCAAUCCCGUUCAAAUCCAUGGUCGCAGUUUCGUCCCUUCCAUUCCAGAAAAUCCUCCAUUGCUUUCAACGGUUCUCGACCCACUCACAAAUCCCACUCUCCCAAACGACCUCUCCUCCCACUCCCUGUCCCUAGUUGGAGAUUCUUGCGAAUGGAUUCUUCGGCAACGGAAUCUUCUCCCAGAGAAGUUCUACUCAAAUCUGCCGCCUCGGAUGGUGCCCGCACUUCUUCCUCAAUCUCUCAAAGUGUGUUUGCGGUACUUCAUCUGGUUGUUUCUCUAGGGAUUAUUCUUGCGACUGACAAACUCUUGAAAACGGCUUUUGUGGCUGCUGCGAUUAAGUUCCCCAGUGCGUUGUUUGGAAUGUUCUGUAUCUUUUCUAUUUUGUUGCUUCUUGAUUCCACUGUUCCUUCGGCUGUAACUGGCGUAAUGAACUUCUUCGAGCCGGCACUCUUGUUUAUUCAGAGGUGGCUGCCUCUGUUCUAUGUUCCAUCCUUGGUCAUUCUACCUCUGUCUGUGAAGGACAUCCCUGCAGCAUCCGGGAUCAAAAUUUGCUUCAUAAUAGUUGUAGGUUGGCUGGCUACUCUGUGUGUUGCAGGAUACACGGCUAUAACCGUUAGAAAUAUUGUAAAAACUGAAAUGACUGAUGCUGAGCCUAUGAAAAAACCAUCUCCAUUUUCUUCAAUUGAAAUGUGGAGUUGGACUGGAAUUUUCCUAGUGUCAUUUGUUGCUGCUUUAUUUUAUCCAACAGCACUUGGCACGAGUGCUCGAACAUUCCUUCCAUUCCUACUUGCGUCGACCGUGUUAGGCUACAUUGUUGGAUCUAAUUUACCAGGGAGCGUGAAGACGGUUUUCCACCCAAUCAUCUGCUGUGCAGUCUCUGCAGAUCUCGCUGCACUUGCUUUUGGAUAUCUUUCCCACUCUGGGCUUGAUCCAAUUCUAGCUUCAUAUUUGACAAAAGUAUCAUCUAACCCUGGAGCUGGUGAUAUUUUAAUGGGAUUUUUGGGAUCUGUCAUCCUCUCCUUUGCUUUCUCAAUGUUCAAACAGAGAAAGCUCGUUAAGAGGCAUGCAGCUGAGAUUUUUACAUCCGUCAUUAUCUCAACUAUAUUCUCAUUGUACUCGACUGCUCUUCUUGGACGUUUGACCGGAUUAGAACCAAACUUGACUGUCUCAAUUCUUCCCAGAUGUAUAACUGUGGCUUUGGCACUUAGCAUUGUGACCUUUUUUGAAGGUACCAAUCCAUCUGUCACAGCUGCCGUGGUCGUUGUAACUGGUCUUGUUGGGGCAAAUUUUGUCCAAGCAACACUUGAUAAUCUGAAGUUUCGGGAUCCUAUUGCUCGGGGUAUUGCAACUGCUUCAAGUGCACACGGGCUCGGAACAGCAGCAUUAUCGGCCAAGGAACCCGAGGCUCUCCCGUUCUGUGCCAUUGCCUACGCUUUGAACGGAAUUUUUGGCUCGUUGAUUUGCUCACUUCCAGCAAUAAGGAAAAGCUUGAUUGCCAUUGCUGGCUGAUACAAAACCAGUCCCUCUUGCUCUCACUGUAACUACUCACUUGUGCAGUCUGGUAAAUAGAAAAUCAGGAGAGCAUGAAGUUUGUACAGGGAAGCACAUGCUGGUCUUCUAGUAAUUUAUUUUUUCAUGUUUCUUGUUUGAAUAAAAUUAUUUUAAUUUUUCUUUUUUCUGCAGUUCUUCCUCACUUGGAAAUUCCGAAGGCCUUCUCUACCAUAUCAAAAAAAAAAAAGGGUAAAAUUUGAAAGCAUGUUUGUAUUUAGUUUUGGGAUGGAAAUUAUGGGCAUAGUGAAAUUUUAGUCGGACUGUAAUGUGAUGAUAGUACUGUAACUGUCAUCAUUUUACAGAAAAUGGUCCAAAAAAUUAAAUAGAAAAAAGGAAAAAUGCAAAUCUAGUGGAGUUCAAGGUGAGUUUUAUAUUUAA
This is a messenger RNA of Momordica charantia (bitter melon), 2015 nucleotides long. RefSeq names its product plastidal glycolate/glycerate translocator 1, chloroplastic. NCBI's taxonomy places the organism in Eukaryota, Viridiplantae, Streptophyta, Magnoliopsida, Cucurbitales, Cucurbitaceae. The record is from RefSeq and is a predicted model, not a curated record.